Arthroderma uncinatum is the source of this 1146-nucleotide messenger RNA. RefSeq lists its product as uncharacterized. Gene Ontology annotation, biological process: mitotic cell cycle. NCBI's taxonomy places the organism in Eukaryota, Fungi, Ascomycota, Eurotiomycetes, Onygenales, Arthrodermataceae. The record is from RefSeq and is a predicted model, not a curated record. Bases 1 to 1146 code for a protein of 381 amino acids. Gene Ontology annotation, cellular component: mitotic spindle; DASH complex. The transcript has 6 exons.
AUGGCGACGCCCAUACCAGAGAUGGAUAACCUACAGCUACAGGAUAAUGAAGAGGAAAGGUGGACUCGGACGGAACAGGGCUCGUCCCAGCAUAACGACACGGAUGAGGACGACAGGGAGGCGGCUCUGCGGUCAGAACUAAAGUCGGUACGGGAUAUCAACGCCGUGAUUGAAGGAGUCGUCGAGAGCCUGGAACGGGCAAAGGGUAACAUGGAGAGCGUUGCUCGGACCGUAUCGUCCGCCUCCACCCUGCUCGAUACGUGGACUCGAAUACUAUCUCAGACAGAACAUAACCGAAGACUUGUCCUGGAUCCCUCCUGGCAGGGCGCUACACAGGAUAUGGCGGAUAUAGAAAACGAGGCUCGUCAACGGCAACUAGAAGCGGAGCGAAGAGAGCUCGAGCUACAGCAACGCAAGCAGGCACUGGAGAGGAAGGCUGAGGAAGAGCAACGAAAGCGAGCUGCGCAGUCGACUUCAUCCGCCAGAGGGAGACGAGGGAUUCUACGGCCGUCGACACGGGCUGGAGCCCUCCUCCCCUGUCGCCGUCACUUUACAUCUACACCGGGAGGUAUGAAUUUCGCGCCAUACCAAGACCAGUCUCCGGACAUCGAGCGUGCGCUCUCCCCACCGCUCGCGAAUACCGGCCGUAUACACACCUCGUCCCCCCGUCAAACACCUUCACCGCUGGGCCAGAACCAUCCCAGACACUCAUCAAGCCAGGAUCGAAAUACCACAAGCAAUGCGCAGGGGUUAGGGUCCGGGUUGGGCGGAUAUGGAAGAGACGUUGAAGGCGGGCGCCUGAGUUUGGGCGCGUUCGAGACAAGUCUUCCACUACGUAUGGACUAUGAGGCUAUGCUGGCGUAUCUAUUGCUACCACCUGCUGGAGGAGUGUUUCUGUUAUUGACGGAACAUAAGAGCGAUUAUGUGCGAUUCCACGCCUGGCAGUCAAGUUUAUUAUUUACUUUCAUGUUUGUUAUACAUAUGUUAUUUGCAUGGUCGAGCAUCAUAUCUUGGCUACUGUUCAUAUGCAAUCUUGGGCUGAUUGGGUUCUUGAGUAUGCAUGCUUAUCGCGAUGUCGAGACUCUGGAACACUAUCAAGUCCCGUUCUUCGGGCCGUUGGCAAACUCCUUUGUCGAUGAUGAGUGA